AUGGCGAAUCAAUCUUUAAAACAUUUGUUUAAACUCUACUUCCCGUUCCGCUCAUCUAAUUGUAUUUCGCCUCCAGGAAAACAGCAAGUGUGGAGAGCUGAUUGCAAAUUCAAAAUGGUGAAUGAUACUGCCAAGACUUUCACUCCUUAUCGAAGGCUUCUUUUCCACACCCCGAGGAACCAAUCUUUCCCCCGGAAUUGCCAGAAAUUUCCGGCAUGCUCAUUUAACUACAGUGGGACAAAAAUUGAGCUUGAUUGCGUCAUUAGGGAUUGUCUCAACUUCUCACAGUUCGGUCACCGCCUCUCAGCCGCUCUAUUUCACCUACACACCGAGAUUCCAGCUACUUCUGACCCUCGCUUAUGGGUACACCCACCGCUAAUUAAUCACCUGAAGAGGUCAAAAUACUCUCUAGCGCCUCUCAUGACCUAUGCGAGCCCCGACUUCUCCCGAGAUCGAAAGUGUUUCACCGCGCCCAUCCUGAAUAGGAAAUCGAUUUCUGACUAA
Messenger RNA from Lindgomyces ingoldianus, 504 nucleotides. RefSeq lists its product as uncharacterized. The coding region runs from base 1 to 504 and encodes 167 amino acids. The record is from RefSeq and is a predicted model, not a curated record. The transcript has 4 exons. NCBI's taxonomy places the organism in Eukaryota, Fungi, Ascomycota, Dothideomycetes, Pleosporales, Lindgomycetaceae.